Molecule: messenger RNA, 2746 nt
Organism: Bradysia coprophila
Lineage: Eukaryota; Metazoa; Arthropoda; Insecta; Diptera; Sciaridae
Gene: nod
Product: no distributive disjunction
Biological process (GO): spindle elongation; microtubule-based movement; mitotic spindle organization
Cellular component (GO): microtubule associated complex
Molecular function (GO): microtubule binding; microtubule motor activity; ATP binding
Source: RefSeq, a predicted model, not a curated record
UUUCAAAUUUUCAUUUGACAGUUUGAUUUCUCAAACAAAUAAAUAAAACCAAAAAAAUUCCGUAACGGAACCUUUUUCAUUUUUAUGCAAACAUGACUGAGGUUGUAAAAGUCUUAAUCCGAGAGCGGAUCACAUCCAACUCAGACCAAGGCAGUGCAAUUCGGCACUGUGAUCUAGUAAAAAAUAGAAUUUUCGUGGAGGAUCGACCGUUCACUGUAGGGAAAGUAUUCAGAUCUACAGCGACACAGGAAGAUGUAUAUGCUUCCAUUGAACCAUUGGUUCAGAAAUUCCUUCAGGGCUAUUCGUGCAAUGUUAUGGCUUACGGGCAAAGUGGAACAGGCAAGUCCUUUACCAUGGGACUGCAAUCUGACAAUUUCGAAAACUCAAGCUGUGGAAUAGUUCCUCGAGCGCUACGAGAAAUAAUGGAAUUCACCAGCAUCCCGGACAACGAAACGACGGUUGAGAUUUCGUUUUUCGAAAUCUACAACGAAAAAGUAUUCGAUUUGUUGUCGGACAAGACUGAUGAACACAUAAAUACAAAAGGCUCAAAAUUCACCGGUGGUGUGAAACGGCCAUUACGGAGUUUAUUCGACGCCGAGCUAGUACUGAUCGAAGGUAAUAAAAAUCGGCGCACCCGACCGACAGCAAUGAAUACAAACAGUUCACGAUCGCACGGUAUCGUAGUCAUUUACCGAAAGACGAAAGAUUCGUCAUCCACAUUCCACAUGGUCGACCUGGCCGGAUCUGAGGGCGUUCGUCGCACCGGUCAUAAAGGUGAAGCACUGGCUGAAGGAUCGCACAUUAAUCGUGGACUGCUGGGAAUUGGUAACAUAUUCAAAGCGUUGUCGGAUGGCAGCUGUCGGGUUCCAUAUCGGGACACUGUCUUGGGUUCAGUUUUGCAAGAUUCACUGAAUUUGAACGGUUUUUCGACGCUGGUCAUUUGCAUUAGUGCGAUGCGAAAUGAUGUUAGCGAAACCAUUAAUUCGCUCACCUUUGCACAGAGAGUGAUGAACAUGAAAAUCAAUCCGAAAAUACAAUACACUGUGCCGGACAGCAAGAAAAAACCGAAGAAAGACGAAUCCUUCAGCAUCUUGAAUCAAGAGAAUUUUGAGACUCCGAUCGCCAUGAAACGACCACUUGCAUCUUCAACUGCACAGCGAUCAAAAUUUCGACCGAAUCUACACAAAAUCACAGAACUACAAGCCCCCAUCGCAUUGACCAGUCGACCCAUUAAUCCACAGCUGCUUGAUCUACAAAAUUCUCAAUUGAUGGAAAGUCCAACCGUCAAGCAAUGCUUCGACGCAAUGAAACGAACUCUGCAGAAGAGAAAUAUUCGAAUAAAUUCGAUAAACUUCUCCGAGAUUGAAGGAACAUUAACAUCAGAUAGUGAUAGCGGUGAGCUCAAUUCAACGGUUAUUCAACGGUUACCAAUGGAAGCGGAGGAAGUCAAGGACCCAGUUACUAAUUCAUCCGAAUAUAUGACCAAGGAGGAAUGUAUUCGAUUGUUGGAAGCACGAUUUGCGAAUUUGACCGGAAUGAUACCACUACCACAGCUAUCACAUCAGGAACGCGAUUCUGCUAUUUUUGAUAUUGACGAGGUCAGCCAUAUCCAACAUAACAGUGACGAAGACGAUGCUGGCUCAAUCGGAAGCCCUGUAACAGAUCAGCGAAUGUCAUUCGAUUUCAAAGUUCCUGAAGUGCCGUUGGCACGAAUAUCCACAUAUAAACGUCUAAGUCACCGACCGCAGCAAAGUGAACAAGAAUCAACCGUUCCUACGGAUAGACGGCGAAGUAUUCGAUUGCAGCAAGAUGUUGAGCAACCACAUAUCGAUAGCUAUUCCACUGACAGACGGCGCAGCGUUCGAAUACAGCAGUCUGAAGAACAGCCAGAUAUCGAUACCAUUUCUACGGACAGACGACGCAGUGUUAGAGUUCGAGAAAACGUAGAGCAAUCGGUUAUUGACACCGUCCCUACGGAUAGACGACGCAGUGUUCGAAUUCUGCAAAACGCAGAAAAACGAAAAUCAAUUGCACCACAACUGCCAUCACCACCUGCACCUAAACGACGUCGGACAACGAUCAGUAAAAAAGCACGCCGAGAGAGCAACAUUGGCGAAAUCGUAUCCAAAGCGGAUCAUUGCAAAAACGUCCUGAACCUGUUGAAUAAGGGCGAUAUGAAAGGCAUCCAGGUACUGCCACAGAUUGGCAUGAAAACAGCUUACUGCAUAAUAACGCACAGAUCGCUCAACGGCAAAUUCAAGAGUUUCGAAGAAGUGGCAGCGGCUCCUUUUUGGCGUGGUAAAGGUUGGGAGCGGUUUGAAAAGGCCAACAACCUGUGUUAAUUCAUCCAUUCUCAAUGUCAGCUACCGAUUCACUAUGUGCAUCAAAUCAUCAAAAGAUGAGAGAGAGAGAGAGAGAAAAAAAAACUUUGCAAGUUUUCUGUAUAUUUUAUAAGAAGCUUUAACUUAAUGAGCUUUGUAGGUAAUGUUUGCUAUGAUGCUACAACCCCCACAACGAAGUUUGUAAAUAUUUUGUCCGUCACAAUUUCAUUAAGAUUUUUCUUGACGAUAAAGUUCACAUUUCAUUAUUGGAUUCAUGCGAUGAAUUUCGAUCCCCAAAAAAACUGUUUUAAAAUUCAAUGUAGAAAAUAAGUUUUAAAAAAUCCGAAAUCAACCACCAAAUCGCAUAAUUGACGACUACAUCUUACGAUUUUUUAUGGCAAAAAAAUGAUUGCGAAAUUUCAAAA